Messenger RNA from Anopheles aquasalis, 2931 nucleotides. Its product is annotated as tubulin polyglutamylase TTLL13-like. Gene Ontology annotation, cellular component: ciliary basal body. Gene Ontology annotation, molecular function: tubulin-glutamic acid ligase activity; tubulin binding. NCBI's taxonomy places the organism in Eukaryota, Metazoa, Arthropoda, Insecta, Diptera, Culicidae. The record is from RefSeq and is a predicted model, not a curated record. Gene Ontology annotation, biological process: microtubule cytoskeleton organization; protein polyglutamylation.
AUGAUGAGCCGUAACUCCCAAAAACCAAGCAAACCGGGGCUGGUGAAAAGCUCGAGCGAAGAUGCGGACACAAACGAGGAAUCCUCGUCCGGAUCGACGGAAACGGGCAGCAGCUCCGAAACCGAAUCGGAGAUGGACACCACCGAGACGUCCUUCUCGUCGAAGAGUGCCACCGAGUGCGGUGGCCAUGGAUCGGGAUGCAGCCAACAGCAGCAGCAGCAGCAGCAGCAACACCAACAACAAUCGCAGCAAGGCUUGCUCCGGGUGCACAACCGCAACUACGGCGUGUACGGUAGUGGUACUGGUGGAGCCGAGCUAAAAAAUUCCAAAAACUCCUGCCACAAUCAUCACAAUCAUCAUCACCACCACCAUCACCAUCAUCAUCAUCAUGGAGAGGACGAGUGUAAGAAGGAUGCGAAUUGCAGCUGCAGAGGUGGCCUCGAUCACAGCGCGCGCCUCGUACAUAGACUCAAGAAAGCAAAGAAAACACUACCGAUCAGUAUUUGUAUACUCAACUGCCGCUACGACAUCAUUUCGCGGGUGGUGAAGCGGCUCGGCUACCGGCUAGUUGCUGAGUCGGACCUAUGGAACGUCUGCUGGACCGACUCGUUCGUCGGGGUGGACUUUUGCCGCGAUAUGCGCCGCUUCCAGAAGGUGAACCACUUUCCCGGGAUGUUCGAGAUUUGCCGCAAGGAUCUGCUGGCCCGAAACCUGAACCGCAUGCUCAAGCUGUUCCCGAUCGACUAUCAGAUCUUCCCGAAAACCUGGUGCUUCCCGGCAGACUUGGGCGAUGCGAUCGCUUACAGCAGGACACAUCGAAGCAAAACCUUCAUCCUGAAGCCGGACCAGGGCUCACAGGGGAAGGGUAUCUUCCUGACGAAAAACCUGAAGGAGAUCAACCCGAAGGAUCGUAUGAUCUGCCAGGUGUACAUCACGAAACCGCUGCUGAUCGAUGGCUACAAGUUUGAUCUGCGCGUGUACACGCUGAUCACGUCCACCGAUCCGUUGCGGAUCUUCGUCUACAACGAGGGUCUAGCCAGGUUUGCGACGAACAAGUACAAGGAACCGUGCGUGACGAAUGCAUCGAACAAUUUCAUGCACUUGACGAACUACUCGGUGAACAAGUACAGCCGGACGUUCUCGAACGAUGAUGAGGCGGGCUCGAAGCGUCGGUUCUCCACCCUGAACCGCAUUCUGACGGCCGAGGGUUACGACAUUGCCGAGCUGUGGAGCAACAUUGACGACGUGAUCGUGAAGACGGUGAUGAGCGCCUGGCCAAUGCUAAAGCACACCUACACGGCCAGCUUCCCAACGCACGACAUCAUACAGGCGUGCUUCGAGAUCCUCGGGUUCGAUAUCCUGAUCGACCACAAGCUGAAACCGUACGUGCUGGAGGUGAACCACUCGCCGUCGUUCCACACGGACGAAGCGAUCGACAAGGAGAUCAAGGAAGCGCUGAUCCGCGAUACGUUCGUGAUGCUCAACCUGAACGGAGAGGUGAAGAAGCGCGUGCUGGAGGAGGACAAGCGACGCAUCCAGAACCGGUUGCUGCAGCGGCUCCGGGAUUACUCGAAACAGACGGGCCCAAAGACCGGGGACACUGCGGCACAGGGAGGUGGCCGUGGAGAUGGAACAGUGGCCGGUGGGGACGGUGAGGCUGACGAGGAGCUGUACGGUGAGGAUGGCACGGGCCCGUGGGCAGAGCAGAUUAACUGGGAGGAAACGCAUCUCGGAGGCUACCGAAGAAUCCUGCCGGCUCCCGGCGAUCCGAACCGUUACCUGCAGUUCUUUAUCGCCCAGAGUCAGGCCUCGGUGUACAACGAGACGGCCGCUAGUAAGCGCCGGGAAGAGUGUGCCAAGCAGCAGCGGAUUGAACUGGAGGAGCGCUUUCGCCUCAAUCAGGCCAUCCUGCACAAGCACAAUCGGAAACUCCAGAAGGGCAGUGGACUGUGUCCGGGUGAGGAUGCGGCCGGUGGCGGUGGUUCACUCGGGGCGAAGAAAAAGAUCCGCAAGCGGAAGCUGCUAAAGGUGACGAAGAAACACGAUGACUACACGCCCGAUCAGAUUGCGGACUACGAAGAGCGGGAACGGAUGGCAUUGCUCGGUCAGCGGGACUUUCUCAUCCGAACCUGCGGCUUGGUGCAAAGCAUGUACAUCAACUUCCACCGCAACAAGCUACUGACGGAUUCGGAUCGGAGGAAGUACAAGGAGACAUACGCUAAGCUGAUUGCAAACGAUCAGCUGCAUCAGUCGGAAUCAUCGCCCCAAUCGAACCACACCUUAUCGACCAUCAGUACCGUGGCCGGUUCGGUUGCUUCGACUGCGUACGGUGGAGUUCCGGCAGCAGGGACAAACAGUAGCAAUACCAACACCACCUGUCUACCUAGUCUGGCGAAUAAUGGCUCAGGCCCUGGGGCCCACCAUCUGCAUCAUCAUCACCAACUGCCACAACCUCAAACCUCGACCACGACGGCAACGCUGCAGUCGAAUCAGUUGCAGAAGCUCCAGAUCAAGAGCCUUGUCGCGAUCAACGAUGUGACCUCGUGGAUGCAGUGCACGGAAGUGCCCGUUCCGAGUCGGCCACCUCUUCCCUAUCUACUGGCAACUCAACCGACAAACUAUCGCAGCACCAAAUCGACCAUGGCACGCCAGGUGACGAACGUGGUGAAGCGCCACAGUCUCGAGUCGCGCCAGUACUACACCUCGGACAAGAUCAUCUAGUAUUGACUCCGGCACGGCAGAAUACCGGGCCGUGCACGACCAGGCCACCACCACCACCACCAUACGGGCUGCUUACUCGUUUUCAUCGUUUUAUUCUUUCUUUACUUCCUCCUCCUGCGUGUGUCUUGCUUCAAUUUCUUCCACUUUCCCUUCAGUCCUGAUCGUAAACGAUGGUGUUCGCUACUAUACACAGACGAGGGAGGUUUCAUC